Messenger RNA from Salvelinus sp. IW2-2015, 755 nucleotides. RefSeq lists its product as uncharacterized. The annotation marks the transcript as partial. The record is from RefSeq and is a predicted model, not a curated record. The transcript is spliced from 4 exons. Lineage: Eukaryota; Metazoa; Chordata; Actinopteri; Salmoniformes; Salmonidae.
CUCAGACAUUUUUUUAAAUAUGGGGACCUUCUUUCAUUUCAACAUUGCCAUUCUACUGACUUUUAUCCAUCAAGCAGAUUUCAGCUCUGUGUUUGUGCUGAAGGGACAGGAUGUUCGUCUGGAUGUCCAGGAAAAUGUUCAACUGAAAGAGUCWGAGGUUUUUAAGUGGAUCUUCAGAUCAGCCAAUAUUGUAAGAUGCACUGACACAUUGUCAGUAAAAGUGUCUCCUGAGUACAACAACAGGGUUGAGUUUUAUAAGGGAAACUUCUCUCUGCUACUGAAGAACAUACAGGAAAAUGACAGUGGACCUUAUGCUGCAGGAGUGACUGGUGACAAUGAAAAAACUAUUAUUGUAAACCUGUUAAUUGUCCAAGAGAGAGUUGAGCCUCCAGUCCUGACAGUGGACUCUAACUCCAACAUCAAUGCCAACUGUAAUGUGACUGUGACCUGCAGAGGUCAGAACACCUCUGUCACCUCCAGCUGUAACAGCAGCACCUGCUCUCAGGUGGGAGGAGAGAGUAGAGGGGCUGAGACCUCCACUGUCCCCCUGCUCUCUGUCUAUGUGGCAGGGGGUUCCAUCAUCUGUAACCACAGCAACCAAGUCAGCUGGGCCAGUGACACCAAGGAGAUCAAAAUUAUUUGUCUAUUGAAAUUAGAGCGGGACAGAGAGGACCGUAACUACGCUGUCCACAGUCGGGUGAUGCCAGGUCCCGUCUCCCACGUCAUCAUCAUCUUUGUUGGAUGCGCCUUGAUUG